AUGUUCAAUAAUCCAAAUGUUGACGAAAAUGAUGAAAUUUUACUUAACGUAGCUUUUGAUGAAGAUGAAUCGUCAACACCAUUAAAAAGAGCAAGCCAACCAAUUGAUGGUUGUGUGGCAAAGAAACCCAAGCUAGAUGAUUCUUGGGACAGUGAAAGUUCUCCUUCAAUAGUGAUUCAACAAAAAUCAAAUCACACAAAGUGUUAUACACCAAAUACUGCUAAAAGGCUGUUUCCUGGACCGGCUGGUCUUUUUGCUGAUGAAGAUCCAUCUAUUGCUUCUAGCCAAUUAGAAAUCUGUUCACAAAAAUCCUCAACAAUUUUUAAAGGUGGUCCCUGGGAAGAGAUGUCAAAGGACUUUAAAAUAAGUAAUUCUUCACAUUUGUAUGAUAGAUUUAAUAUUGCCUGGAUUAAAAGAGAAGCAAAUGCUAAUGCAUUUGCGGUUCAUAAAGCCCCUUUUUUGGCAGGCGUGUUGGUAUCAUUGGAAGUAACAAAGGAUCAGAAACAUAAAUCUGUUAAUGUUACUUUGAAGGAUUUUUCAGGUACAAUUCAGGGAAAUAUAGUUUACAGCCUCUAUGAGCAGCAUGCCAAUUUUCUAAUCCUAGGAUCCGUAUUGGUUCUAGCAAAAUUCGGUGUACUAUCAUGUAGUUGUGAAAAAUGUGACAACCAUCACUUGACUAUAAACUCUAAAAAUCUUAGUGCUGUAUACAAACAAGGAGAAAAAACUGUGAUAAAUGAAAUAGUACCUCAAGAAGUACUUACAGAGUAUGAAUCUAGAAAAAAGGAGAUAGCGAUAAUAAAUGUUAGAAAUAGGAAUAUUUUAAAAUGCAAUUCUUAUAAUGAUGUCUGCAAAAGGCCCUUUAACAAUACAUUUAUAGCUAAAACUUGUCAAAAAAGUGCUAAUUCUCCUAUUUCAAAUGAUAAUAAUAGUGUUUUGUUGGAUAAUAGACAUAAACCAUUAUUUACAUUUAAAAAAAAUCCUACGACUGUUCAAAAUAGUGGAAUAUCAGACUUUUUACUUGAGGAUAAACAAAAACCAGAAAUAUCUGAUAAUCAAAUAAAUAGAGAAGAAAUGGUAACAGGUACCAAAAAAUUCACCUUCAAAAAAACUUCCAAUAAAGCGGUUAAUAAUAAUUGUAAUUUAGUGAAUGGCGAGAAUAAUUUCCUAUCUUGUCUAAAACCAAAAGAAGAUGUUAACUUAACCAUUGAAAAUGACAGCAUUGAACAAGAACAAAUAUGGAAAGAGGCAUUGGAAGAUGUGGACUUAAAUUCUUUAUUCAGUGAUGACUUUGGAUAA
Messenger RNA from Ceutorhynchus assimilis (cabbage seed weevil), 1296 nucleotides. The record is from the annotation of a GenBank genome assembly. Lineage: Eukaryota; Metazoa; Arthropoda; Insecta; Coleoptera; Curculionidae.